AUUGCAAGUUGUUAACAACUGAUAAUGAUAGUAGCGAACGGCGUCCAAAGUUUGAACUACACACCAUGCAAAUCCGGCAAUAGUCAUUAUCUGAGAUAAGCAUUCCGUUAUUUUGAAGUAUGUGCGACAAGAACAACGACGGUAUUUAAUAGUCUCAGAUCGAUAGCAGAAGCAAUCGUUUAGCUACGAUCGACGCACGCCAAACAUGAAUUUCCUGCUGCGCUUCAUCAUCUUCUGCUUCGAUCCGCUUGGCCUGGGACGCCGCUUCUUUGUGCGUCCGGCGGUGAAUCUAACGCUCAACGUCUACGAUCGCUUCCGCAGCAAGGCCGAUGAGAAGGUGGACACGAUACGGGAGCUCAUCCUCCGUCUGGGCCUGAUCGCAUUUGCCGUUGUCCUAAUCAUUUGGCUUGCCGUAUUCAUAUAUGCCGCCUUCUACUAUUUGUAUAUGCCGCCCAUAUCGCAUACGCGACCCGUUCACAUGCAGUUUAAAACGUGCCUGGAGACAAGCACACCGUGCACCUUUCCGCACGCUCAUGUGUCGCUGACGAAGAAGCAACAGCUGCUGAUGGUUGGCCAGGCGUACAAGGUGAUUGUCAACAUUGAUAUGCCGGAGUCGCCGCAGAAUCUGGAGCUGGGCAUGUUUAUGGUAUGCGCCGAGAUGCGCGACUAUGAUUCAAUGUUGCGUGGUCAUUCGUGUCGCUCGGCAAUGAUGCGUUACCGUUCCCCAUUGAUACGGAUGAUAUCGACGUGGGCGCUUAGUCCGCUCUAUGUGCUCGGCUGGAAGGAGGAGUUCCAGAAGGUGCCGGUUGAAAUAUUUUCACGAUAUUUGGAGGAGCGACAGCAUCCCAUUACCGAUGUCUAUGUGGAGAUACAAUCGCAGAAGAUCCAAUUCUAUACGGUCACAUUGCAUAUUGAAGCGGAUUUUACUGGUCUGCGGUACAUUAUGUUCAACUGGCCGAUACUCUCGGCAAUAGUGGCCAUUAGCACCAAUUUAUUCUUUAUAUUGGUCGUUUUUCUGCUCAGCUGGUACCACUGGUCCGAUGCCACCUGGCUCCACAACUUGCAAAUCAAAUACGCACGCCUCACGAACCAGCUGCAAAAGAAGGCCAGCAGUGUGAUCCUGUCCAGCACGAGCAGUUUACGUGACGAGGAGGAGAUGAGUUUGCUCGAUGAGAAAUACGAAAUUGCCGAUGUCGGCACCGAUCCGGCCACCGAUGAGCUAAAGAUGGAUACGCCUAGCGAUAAUAUUUCGGAAAGCACCUUUGCCCUGACGCUGCGUCAGCGCAAAGGUAAAAAAGAGAAACCAUAAUGGAUAGAUUCCAAGUUGAAUGCCAACACAAAAAUUCCACCGACUGGCCAUGUGCCACAGACUAAUAGGUUAAGGAUUAUUGGUAGUUGCCAGCUGCGUCUGCUGUGUCUGCAGCGUGUGCAGUUUUUGUUUUUUUUUCUUCUAUAUAUUGAAAUAUUGCUCUAUUCUUGCGAGACUUGUAGUGAAGUACCUGAAGUGUACAUACAUAUUAUGAUCAGAAUGAAUGGAACAGUUUAUCGCCUAGUUAUAUGUAGACAUACCCAAUACAUUCAUUGUACGCAACCAUUCCCAUUAUCGUAUGUUAUAUGAUGAAAUGUACUGCAUUGCAUAUCAAAUUAUAAAUUGAUUACCGAAACGUGA
This is a messenger RNA of Drosophila grimshawi, 1669 nucleotides long. RefSeq names its product seipin (gene Seipin). Gene Ontology annotation, cellular component: endoplasmic reticulum membrane. The transcript has 3 exons. NCBI's taxonomy places the organism in Eukaryota, Metazoa, Arthropoda, Insecta, Diptera, Drosophilidae. The record is from RefSeq and is a predicted model, not a curated record. The coding region runs from base 206 to 1309 and encodes 367 amino acids. Gene Ontology annotation, biological process: lipid droplet organization; lipid storage.